Messenger RNA from Podarcis lilfordi (Lilford's wall lizard), 1533 nucleotides. Lineage: Eukaryota; Metazoa; Chordata; Lepidosauria; Squamata; Lacertidae. The record is from the annotation of a GenBank genome assembly.
AUGGCUUUCUGGGUGAUGGUCCUAUGUGCUGUCCUGGCAUGCAUAUUGGGGGGGCUCUAUCUGGUGGGGGCGUUCCGCCAGAGGAGAGCCAAAGAGCCCCCUUUAGAUAAAGGCCUCAUUCCGUGGCUUGGACAUGCACUGCACUACCGAAAGGACGGCGUUGCCUUCUUGCAAAGGAUGCAGAAGAAGCAUGGGGAUAUCUUCACGGUACUGCUUGGAGGAUACUAUUUCACUUUUGUGAUGGACCCCCUCUCCUAUGGAGCUAUUGUGAAAGAAGCAAGAAGCAAGCUGGAUUUCAACGCAUAUGCAACACAACUUGUGGCCCAAGUGUUUGGUUUUCAACCAGAAAUGAGCACUCAUAAGAUAAUAGAGAACGCCAGCGUGAAGCACCUCAAGGGCAAUGGGCUCGUGGUGAUGACCCAGGCCAUGAUGGACAGCUUGCACAGAGUGAUGGGCCAUAGCAUGAGUUCAGCUGGAGGGGAGAAGUCCUGGAAACAGGAUGGGUUGUUCCACUUCAGCUACAACAUGGUCUUUAGGGCUGGCUAUCUAGCCCUGUUUGGAAACACAACCAGCAAAGGUGAGAAGAACAAAGAAGAUGCUGAGAGGUGUGACGUAACUCGCUCUGAAGAUGUGUUUGUAGAGUUUCGCAAGUAUGAUAAACUCUUCCCAGGCUUUGCUUCUUCCACGCUGUCUCAUGGAGAGAGAAAAGAGGCUGAGUCUCUGAAGAGACUAUUCUGGAAACUCAUGUCUGUGAAGGAUGUAUAUGAGAGGAGUAACAUCAGUGGCUGGAUAACUGACCAGCAAGAGCAACUGGCUGAGGCUGGGAUGCCUGAAUACAUGAGGGAUAGAUUUCUGUUUCUGCUCCUGUGGGCAGCUCAAGGUAAUACUGGACCAGCUUCCUUCUGGCUUCUUGCCUACCUGAUGAAAAAUCCCAAGGCGAUGGAUGAGGUGAGGAAGGAAGUGGACAGAGUGGUGGGAGAAUCUGGCCAGGAAGUGAGGGCAGGGGGUCCGGUGCUUAAUGUCACCAAGGAGAUGUUAGACAAGACCCCCAUCUUGGACAGUGCUGUGCAAGAGACUCUGAGACUGGCAGCAGCCCCUAUGCUGAUCAGGGCUGUGUUAGUGGAUCUAGAACUCAAGAUGAACGAUGGGAGAAAAUACCUUCUGCGCAAAGGAGACAGAGUUGCCCUUUUCCCCUUUGUGGCAGCACAUAUGGAUCCAGAAAUCCACCCAGAUCCCCAUGUUUUCAAAUAUGACCGGUUCCUCAGCCUAGACGGCAGAAAAAAAGAAUUCUACAAGAAUGGAGAAAAGGUGAAAUAUUUCACCAUGCCAUGGGGUGCAGGGACUUCCAUGUGCCCUGGGCGAUACUUUGCUACCAAUGAGGUGAAACUCUUUGCUUUCCUGAUGCUGACAUACUUUGAUAUGCAGCUGGUUAAUGUGGAGGAGGAAAUCCCUCCCGUAAUCAAGAACCGCUAUGGGUUUGGUGUGAUGCAGCCCACACACGAUGUUCAGUUCAGGUACCGACUUCGCCACUGA